CGGAAUGCCUUUGAUAAAUUAUUUGCUUGAAACAUUUACCGUCAAGUGCUGCAUCCAUUCAAACGCCGUCUUAAUUUUGCACAAGAAUGUGAUGUAAUGCUGCUGGAGCGUCCGUUUAUUUAGUUGGUGUUUGUUGACACAGUUAACUCAGCAGUUUCAUGCUUUGUCAUGACGUGUGUGUGGCAUCUAUCUCUAGCUCUCGGUCGAUACCGGAAAGAUAAGGGGCCGACCGUUGAGCUGCAUACCCAGCUAACCUCCACACUGCAUCGUGGCAUCUUGACCAGACUCCAAGAUGCCUCCAAAGAAACCUGCUUCACCUGCUGUUAAAAAACCCGCUAGCAAGGCGGCUACCACUAAGUCACCGACCAAGAAACCAACAACUACAGCUACAGCCAGUAAAAAACCGGGUGCGGCCGUGAAGAAGCCUGUGGCAAAACCUGAAGCGAAGCCUGAGCCAAAACCAGAAGCAGAACCUGUAGCACAAGGAAUUACAAUCGCGCUUGCUGCCCUGACCCAAGAAGUGCUGGCUAAGACUGCCGCUUAUCGGGAAACUAACAGGUGGCCGUUUGUCUACGAUGUUUCUGGUAAUUCAGCCACCUUUCUGCAAUAUCGGGACUGUAACAUGAUACAGGCUAUGAAUCCAGAUAGUUUGAGUCCAGAAACCAUACGUAUGGCCCUACUAGGAGGUUUGAGGUAUGGGAAGCCUGUUGUGGUCAAUUUGGGUGACUGUGAUUUGUUUGAUGCCUGCGUCAAAAAGUUUGAUUUGGUACAGAAAGGGCUCAUGGGAGAUAUUCUCUCCAAGGAGAUUCUGAAAGAAGAAAAGUACAUUUCCCUCGUUAAGGAAUCUGAUGGUUCAGAGUAUGACGCUAUAAGAUUCCUCUCAGAAAUCGAGAACUUCACGUUUAUCCUCCUCUCCAAGAUCGGCCCUCCUGAAUCUCUGAAGAAACAAGUCUUUUUGGUUGAGAUCAGCUGAUGAGUUUUCUUUGGGUACAAACCGUCUGGCAUUGGUGAAAUAAGCAAUUUACAAACAUUACAUUUGAAUAAUGUCUGAUACAAUGACUUGCUUAUUUACACAAGUUAAAUUUGAAUUCCUCAGACUUGGAGCCACACGUUACUUUUUUUAACUUAACUUAACUUGACUAAACUUAUUGAGAGUUACACUCAAUUCAGACAGGCGCUGUAGAAUCGCCCCAAACCAAAUAGAUUAGGAGCAACUCUAGGUCCAGCCAAAUAAAUUUUGGUUCCAGACAGGCGAACUGAACACAACAAUUAAAUUAGGUUUGGCUCAGCGUCGUUCAGAACGACUGCAGCAGUCUAUUCUUUUGACUUGAAGCGCGUCCAGACGCUCAUAACUUUUUCAGACAUUGAACUUUUCAUGUACUUAAUUCAAUUAUUUGGUUCAGCUUGAACAGCAAUGUGUUUUUUUAGUGUGUACGUGCGUGCGUGUGUGUGUGAAGUCUUUUCAAUGAUUCAAAAGGUAGAAAUUUAAAAAUUUGUUUAAAUGGAAUUCAUGUAAACAUUUGUUGUAUCUUAUCCGUCCAGUGUAAACAAAUGAGAAAUAUAUAUGAGAGCUUAUAUUAUUUGUAUAAAUUGAUUGAAUAAAAUAUUAAAUAUAUUUCCCACCUUCAACUUUGGAGCUAACUGGUAGUUUGUCUUUUGUCCUAUAUUCACAAUUCAACAACAAAUAAAUUCACUUUUUUUCACAUCAUUUGGGGUUGCAGAAGAGUUGAUAUUUUUUUUAUUAUUAAAAACAGAUACCUGUAAAAAAAUAGUUAAAACAAAUUAAAAACACACAUUAACAAAAACUGUCAGCACCAUUGAUUAAAGAUAAAGUUUUUACUUUACAAUUUUUUUUAAAAAUAUGUUUCACAAUUAUAAAACAGGCAAUGACAAAAAUUGAACGCAUUUUACUAGUGCUCGCAAUCUGUGAUUGUAAAAGUACUGUUGCAAUUUUUGCAUAUUUUUUUAGAACAGCAAGGACCAUGAAAUUACCCUUUUCCCUAUUGGUUGAUGAUUUUGACCGAGGCCAUCUGGCUCCCAGAAUAACACAAUGACAAACACACUAUUUCCUGUAUUACAAAGCAAUGGAACCAACCUAAAUUAUCUCAAUCUUCAUUUUGAAUCCAAGGGCAUUUUCAAAACCAGGGUCUUGGCUCUGGCUUGAUAGCCAAAGCCAGGUUGAAUCCUUGCUUUCACAAGAGCCUUUUGAUUUGUAGCCAAAGCCUGGUUGAAUCCUUGCUUUCGCAAGAGCCUUUUGAUUUGUAUUGUAGUAAGAACAAAGCGGCUACCAGAUGACUCAAAACACCUGUAACCAAGCCCUGUUACUAGCAACUAGGCUGAACCGUUGUUCAAAACCUGUCAAGUUGACCCAGUUCCAUUUCUGCAACCUCCGGGUUAGUAGUUUUUUUCCUAUUUGCUUUUAUAAAAACCAUUACUCUACUCUAGAAGGGUCUAUAAAUUCCGAGCAUAACACACCGAUAAGAUUGGGAAAUUGAGGGAGCAUUUAGUAAUAAUUGUACUGAAAAUAUGAAGUAGUUUUACCCUUAUACACCGAUGAGUGGCACUGGAUGCUCAGUACUUUCCUGAGUUCUUUGAACAAAAUCGACAGGCAAAUCACUCGGGUGGGAUUCGAACCAAUUGCUAGAGCAGAUGUCUUACCACUAGACCACAGAGAUAGUCUGAAAGCUAGAGGUGGGUCCGAAUCCCUUAUACAGAAAAUGCUUAUAAAUUUAUCUUUCCUUGGCAGAUUCCAUCGAGCCAAAAAGGUUAGCAGCUAGAGUACAGUAUAUGUACGUCUUAAAUGGUUCCAUGCAUUUUCCUUGUAUAGCUAAAAACAAGAUUUGCUACACACACAGUGUCUGUGUGCAUUAUUGUAGUAUGGCAUUGAGCAAACGCUUAAACAGUUUCAAAAACUCUUAAUAAAAACACUCCAGUCUUUAGAAAAUGAUUAAAACAUGAUUGCUGUGCACUAUAGCCUUCAAAAGUAGUACUUUGUGAAUGUAAAAUUUAUCAAUCUUUUUAGAAAUGGACUUACAAAAAUAGAAUGUUUUUGAUUUAAAAACUGUUAAGUACUGGUUGGGGAACAUGUUAGUAAGAAAAAAACUAAUAACACUACAUAACUAAGUUAAUGGUUAAGAUGUAUCCCAACAUAUUUGUAAUUUGUCGCUCCUUCAAGAAAUCUUAAAGAAGUUGAUGGAGAGCUUAAGAAGUAGUGAUGACUUAUAGAGAAAUAAUAUCAUACUUAUGAGCAAUGGUCUACACCAAGCUGAAUUGAAAGUCUAUGACAAAUGGCUUUGGCUGCUGGCUGAGUACUCUAGCCAUAGCCAUAGCUGGGAUAUAUCUUAACCAUGAAUAUAACUCCUUGACUUUGGACAGCCCCUACAGACCAAAUCUUUGUUUUGCUGCAAAUUUCAUGCUGGGGCACAAACAUGUAUUAGCAUCCGUAGUGGUCAUACUCAAAGUCAAGAAGGUACACUCUAAAAAUAAAAAAAAUUAAAAAUCAUUGUCAUAAUUUAAAGUAAGUUUGUUACACCUACC
Molecule: messenger RNA, 3537 nt
Organism: Asterias rubens (European starfish)
Lineage: Eukaryota; Metazoa; Echinodermata; Asteroidea; Forcipulatida; Asteriidae
Product: putative IQ motif and ankyrin repeat domain-containing protein
Exons: 6
Coding region: 293-973 (226 amino acids)
Source: RefSeq, a predicted model, not a curated record